Messenger RNA from Hypoxylon trugodes, 2003 nucleotides. Its product is annotated as MFS general substrate transporter. Gene Ontology annotation, biological process: transmembrane transport. Lineage: Eukaryota; Fungi; Ascomycota; Sordariomycetes; Xylariales; Hypoxylaceae. The coding region runs from base 436 to 1821 and encodes 461 amino acids. Gene Ontology annotation, molecular function: transmembrane transporter activity. The record is from RefSeq and is a predicted model, not a curated record. The transcript is spliced from 3 exons. Gene Ontology annotation, cellular component: fungal-type vacuole membrane.
GUGCCGAGACCCUAUAACUACAUCAUUUCUGUUGCCCCCGAUAUCUCGGAGACAAGUGGAUACAACAACGCCGGCCAAGGUGUGGAUUGUGUAGCGAGGAAGAUCCGGCUUCCUACCAAUAGGAUUGACUAAACCGGAAUGUCGAUUAGUGAACCGUCGCUUGAAAGGGCGCACUGCUAGGGUGAAUACGGGUAAUAAGACGAUGAACAUUACAGAUCCGGAUUAGCACCAAAAGUCGGUCUGUUAUAUGCCUCUCCACUUGAUACCUCCUUUACCGGAGAUGUCAGAACUAAAGGAAUGAAAAAGCCCAUCUUACCUAGCGCCCUCAUUAGAAAGCGCUUGUUGUAGUGUAUUCCUUAUUUCCUUAUUGUAGUGUAGCCAGGCCGCCACCUUCGAUUUUGUAUCAUUUAUCUGGUAAUAACCUGUGUUGACUAGAUGGCGAGUCGUGAUAUAGAGUUGGAGACUAUUGCUGCUCCAACUACAAGGGUUGGGGCCGCAACAAUUCCAUUUGAAGCACCGAACCAACAAGAUGGUUUACAAUCAGAACCAGAAGAAGGAAGACAAGAAUUUUCACUACCGCCCGUUGAUGGUGGCAAAGAUGCCUGGCUCUUCCUCGCGGCAUGCUUCGCAAUUGAAGCUCUAGUUUGGGGCUUCCCAUUUGCUUUUGGUGUAUUCCAGGAUUACUAUAGCACUCAUGAACCCUUUGCAGGAUCUCCAAGUAUCGCAGUAAUUGGUACUUGUGCAAUGGGAAUUAUGUAUCUCACUGCUCCCCUUAUGAUGGGGCUCUGUCGCCUUUUUGUCCGCUGGGCUCGAUGGACGUCUAUUCUUGGCUUGUUCAUUAUGUGUCUUUCGCUUGCGAUGAGUUCGUUCUCAUCGAGAAUCGAGCAUCUCAUUGCCACUCAAGGCGUUCUUUAUGCCAUUGGCGGAGGUAUUGCGUACUGCCCCUGUAUCUUGUAUAUGGAUGAGUGGUUUGUGCAACGAAAGGGCCUAGCAUAUGGCAUCAUGUGGUCAGGAACUGGCCUUGCGGGAGUGGUACUACCUCUCUUCCUUGAAUGGCUUCUUCACACAUUGGGGUUCAGGACAACACUGAGGCUCUGGUCUGGCCUAUUGUUUGUUUUGACGAUCCCUUUGGCAUUCUUCAUCAGACCGCGCUUGCCUUACUCAGCAACAAGCCAUAUCAAACCGUUCGACUUGAACAUGUUCAUGAUCCCGACUUUUUGGUUAUACCAACUUGCAAACGUCGUUGAAGCGACAGGGUUCUUCUUGCCAGGGAUUUAUCUUCCUACUUAUGCCCGCAGUACCCUUGGUGCUGCGUCAUACAGCUCAGCGACCACGAUUCUUCUAGUAAACGUCGCUUCGGUCUUUGGCUGUGUAGCCAUGGGAUGGUUUAUUGACCGCCUUCAUGUUACAACGUGCAUCUUGUUAUCAACGAUCGGCGCCACGAUCGGCGCCCUCGUUAUAUGGGGUUUGUCAUCCUCGAUCGGGCUACUAUACUUCUUCUGCGUCGUUUACGGACUAUUUGCGGGAUCGUAUACUUCUGCCUGGCCGGGUAUCAUGAAUGAUAUUGUUCGAAAAGGAGAGGCAAGCGGUCGAGGCUAUAUCGACCCGAGUAUGGUUUUCGGCUGGUUGGCCGCCGGCCGAGGGAUAGGUAACGUUGUCUCGGGUCCUUUGAGCGAGAAUCUCAUUCAAGGACUACCUUGGAAAGGAGAUACUCCGGCCUUCGGGUAUGGAAGUGGUUAUGGCAGUCUUAUCGUAUUUACGGGUGUGACGGCUUUACUAGGUGGUGCGAGUUUCAUUUGGAGACGGCUGGGUAUGUUGUGAAACCACACACAUAUGUAGGUAGUUGGAAGUAUCUUGAAGACUCUUGUCUCAUUCGCGCAUCAUCUCGCAGACGGGAUAGCAUCGGGAGGGGAAGUUCUGUAGCACAAGAAAAAAAAGAAAAAGGAAGCACGCGGACAAAGACAUCAUGUUGGCGAGGUACCUAGCUAGGUGGCUUAGGUAUA